AUACAUCUAUACUUCCAUCCGUCCAUACCUCAGAUCAGAUAUACCAAAACAACCAUACACACAAUGUCUGCCUCCGGUUACACCAUUCACGUCGCGGGCCUUGCUCCUGAAACCACUGAGGACAAGCUCCAUGAUUUCUUCUCUUUCUGUGGUAAACUCACAAGCGUCAAGAAGAGUGGAAGCGCUGCCGAUAUCACCUUUGAGAAGCUCAGCGCUAUGAGGACCAGCUUGAUGCUCAACGGCGGCACUCUUGAUGGCGCUCAUCUCGAGGUCACAUCUGUAUCAGACAUCGAGAAAACCCCAUCCAUCCUUCCCGCUUCUGCUACAGGUUCAACACCUAUCGGUGCCACUGAAGGCGACCUCGCCCAGGAGGACAAGCCCAAGGCGGCCAUCGUUGCCGAAUACCUCGCUCAUGGCUACGCUUUGGGCGACCACAUUGUCCAGAAGGCCAUCGACAUUGACCACAAGCAAGGUAUCUCCUCUCGUUUCCUCAGUUUCUUCAACAACCUCGACUCCACCGUCGGUAACAAGGUUGUCGGGGAAAACCAGACAGUCUCUGGCAAGAUCCAUGAGCAUGCCGCCGCUGCCGUUGCCAAGACUAGGGAAGUUGAUCAGUCUAGGGGCAUCAGCUCUAGGUUCCAAGAGUACUACAGCAAGGUCCUUGGAACACCUGUCGGCCAAAAGGUUCAUCAGUUCUACACUACAACACACAAGCAGGUCAUGGAUGUGCACGAGGAGGCCAAGAGAAUUGCCAUUCAGGAGGAGAAGAAGAAGUCGCAAUCCGCGACUGUGCCCGCCGACGAAGCUGGAUCUGCCCUCCCCAGCUCUGAUGUUAAGGCCGACAUUGCUUCAUCUACUACUCCUGCUGCCGCUGCUGCCUCUCGAAACCCCGCAGCCAGCGCCACCGUUAUCCCUCCCCCUCUCCUUUGAGAUCGGAAGUUAGCUUUUCAGGUUAUGUGUUGUCAAAUAUAGAACACCGGUUGUCAGAAAUGAAGUUGAGGCGAAUCGCAAUACCCUAGGAUAGAUGAUCUUGUAUGUCGCACCAGGCGCAAGCUUGGUGAAUAUCUCUUCUCGAGGUUUGAAAAUGCAUCCCAGAAAUAAUGGUAU
Molecule: messenger RNA, 1107 nt
Organism: Cryptococcus deneoformans JEC21
Lineage: Eukaryota; Fungi; Basidiomycota; Tremellomycetes; Tremellales; Cryptococcaceae
Exons: 6
Coding region: 64-930 (288 amino acids)
Molecular function (GO): RNA binding
Source: RefSeq, a predicted model, not a curated record